CAAUCAAAGACCUGGGCGCCGGGCAGUCUCGGCUUUUUAUUUAUUUUAUUUUUUUUAAUGGCGUGAGUGGUAAAACAAGUUGAAAAGUUUAGACGAUGCUAAGUUUAGACUUCGGUGCGAAUUUCCAGUGAAGGACAUCCUCUCAUAUGGAACCAGACGGCGCACGGUUCCAACCCUGGCAGGACUACUUGGGCUUGUCGGAUGCGGUUCGAAAGAUCCUGGGUCAGAUCCCGUCCACGCCGGCUCCUUCAGACGCAGCCAACGCUCCACCGGAACCGGACGCUUUCUGUGCGUCUUUUGCUUGUCUGCAGGUCAACACUCCUCCGGAAAGAAGCGACUGUCAGACAAACUAUGUAGCAGAUGUUCCCACCCAGUGCUCAACAAGAAGCGAAUUCCUCGGCCGUGCACCAGGUGACGAUCUGCUCAAUGCUCCUGCACGCACACCCACCGCAGGAGGGCCGAAAAGCCUGAAGAAGCAUCUGAAGACACCCGAGCCUGCACCCGCACGCAUGAUGUGCAGUUUCUGCAAACGUAACAAGGAGUCUGAGCAGGUCUACAAGUCUCAUUGGCUGAAGAACAUGUCCGGAGAUGUUCUGUGUCCUUACCUGCGGCAGUACGUGUGUCCUCUGUGCGGCGCUACUGGACCCAAAGCCCACACCAAGCGCUUCUGCCCUAAAGUGGACAGCGCGUACUGCUCCGUGUACGUGAAGUCCAGACGCUGAAAUUCUAGUCUCCCUGCAGGGUUUCAUCCACGUGCCUUCAAACCCAUUUAACAUGCAUGCUGUGUGUUUUGGCUUUGUACUGCUGUUCUAACUUUCUUUUGGUUUGGAUUUUGCUGUGUGUGUUGAUUUAAGUGUGUUGUUAUUCCAAGUUUUAUGUUUUAAAAGGCCACUCAACCUCCAAGAACCCCCACUCCAAAAAAAGUCAUCAAUAAGAAGUCCCCGCCCAA
Dunckerocampus dactyliophorus (ringed pipefish) is the source of this 949-nucleotide messenger RNA. RefSeq names its product nanos homolog 3 (gene nanos3). NCBI's taxonomy places the organism in Eukaryota, Metazoa, Chordata, Actinopteri, Syngnathiformes, Syngnathidae. Gene Ontology annotation, cellular component: perinuclear region of cytoplasm. The record is from RefSeq and is a predicted model, not a curated record. Bases 147 to 722 code for a protein of 191 amino acids. Gene Ontology annotation, molecular function: mRNA binding; zinc ion binding. The transcript has a single exon. Gene Ontology annotation, biological process: oogenesis; negative regulation of translation.